Molecule: messenger RNA, 4459 nt
Organism: Eriocheir sinensis (Chinese mitten crab)
Lineage: Eukaryota; Metazoa; Arthropoda; Malacostraca; Decapoda; Varunidae
Gene: Fsn
Product: F-box/SPRY domain-containing protein 1-like
Exons: 3
Coding region: 798-1559 (253 amino acids)
Biological process (GO): synapse assembly involved in innervation; proteasome-mediated ubiquitin-dependent protein catabolic process
Cellular component (GO): synapse; SCF ubiquitin ligase complex
Molecular function (GO): protein binding
Source: RefSeq, a predicted model, not a curated record
UAAUGGAUAGACGGAAUACGAAACAAAUGUCUAAGAAAAGUGUGAUGUCGCCCUUUUAAAAGAGUGCCAAGGGGUGGGAGAGCCAAAGUCAGUGCCACACGAACUCGGCCCCUCCACCAAGGCCCCAGCAAGGACUCUCUUGUCAUCUUAAAAGAGAAUAGCCCUUAAUUACAGCUCCUAACACUUGAAUUAUGCCAAUUCAAUCAUUAAACACAAGUGAGGGACCGAGACCGUGAAGAUUGGUGCCAAAGUCAGUGCCACACGUCCUCGGCCCCUCCACAGAGGCCCCAGCAAGGACUCUCUGGUCGAAAUAAAAGAGAAUAGCCAUUAAUUACAGCCCCUGACAGUUACGUUAUGCCAAUUCAAUCAUUAAAUACAAACGAGACCGAGACCGAGAAGGCUGGUAACUGACUGGUGACCGAUCCUCCGAGGCACCGCCAGGCCCGUGUAGUGCCAAAGAAGCUAAAGCAGACAUAGAUGACUCACUUUACAAGGAAGUCAAGCUAUUAAGGGUUAACAAGCAGCCAUAGGACCAAGAGGAGCCGUAGGGGGAAGGAUGUGGCCAGGGAGGGGGAGGUGGCCGGGCCGAAGUGAGGAAGAAGCAGCAGUGGCCGUGUGGUGGUGCCUCAGCCAGUGUCCCCGGGGCCCCUUCGCCGCUGCUGGUGUCCCCAUGUCCCCGGUGCAAUGGUGAAGUGCUGCUGAAGGGUCAAAAAGCAGCCAUAGCAUCAAGAGGAGCAGUUCAGAAGCAGCAGUGGCCGCGUGUGUGCCCCAGCUAGUGUCCCCAUGUCCCCGGCACAAUGGUGAACUGGUGCCUGCUGCCAGAUCACGUGGUAGAGGUUAUAUUCUCCUACCUGGACGUGCACGACCUGAGGAACUGCUCCCUGGUGUGUAAGAACUGGUACACGUUCCUCAAUGACCAGAACAACGACGUGUGGCGCCUGCACUGCGUCAGGAGGCUGGCCGAGGAGGCGCUCAAGUCGGACCUCCUGGCCUCCGUGCCCACCUACAAGGCAAAGCUGAGGGCGUUUUACCACGCGUGGAACCCCAAUGACUGCUCUAGGAACAUUUACGUGAAGCCAAACGGGUUCACGCUGCACCGGAACCCCGUGGCCCAGAGUACCGACGGGGCCCGGGGCAAGAUGGGGUUCAGGUCGGGGCGGCACGCCUGGGAGGUGGUGUGGGAGGGGCCCCUGGGCACGGUGGCCGUCAUCGGCAUCGCCACCAAGGACGCGGCGGUGCAGUGCCCGGGCUACGUGGCGCUGCUGGGCUCCGACGAACACUCCUGGGGCUGGAACCUUGUCGACAACCACCUCCUGCAUAACGGGGACUCACAGGGGAACUACCCGCUGCUGAACAAUGCACCCAAGUACCAGGUGGGAGAGAGAAUACGAGUAAUACUGGACUGUGAUGACAACACGUUAGCGUUCGAGAAAAAUUACGAGUUUCUAGGAGUAGCCUUCCGAGGGUUGCCAGAUAAGCAGCUAUAUCCAUCAGUGUCUGCCGUAUAUGGUAACACUGAGGUGUCUAUGGUAUACCUUGGUCCCCCGCUGGAUGGCUGACCCAGCACACCACUAGCACAGACUUUGUUGCCCUGCAGAGUGCAACACACCUCAUUCUUAGCUCUAAACAAGGAAGGUACAGCUCAGGAGUGUUCUGUCUUGUGACCAGGGGGUGAGGUUGCUUCAGGGGAGUGGAGUGGACCUCUAGUCAAAUGUUGCUCUUAUUGGAGGACUCCUCCAUGUGGUAUGGUGUUCCUAGUGCAAGAGUGAGCCAGAGUGUACUUGGAUGGCAAGGAAGUGGUCGGCCCUACAGCAAACACUUUGUGAAGGGUAGUGACAGAACUUCUUAAGGUAUGAAGUGCUUGUUUCUGUGACAUGCAAGCUGUAUAUGCCUUAAUCAAAGUUUUCCACUUGGAACAGACAAAUACCAAGGAGUAAUGAAAAUUUUAUUUAGUGGAAUAUUGUCACUGUGAAACUAUAAUUAUAGUCAAUAAGCAUGACAGACAGAGUUCCCUCUGCUCUACAUGUCACGUGCCUUGGAAAAUAACAUUAUGUGAAACUUUGGGUUUUGUCAGUUUUUAUCAGACUCUGCUUUUCACCUCUUUGUAUUUGAGUAUUUAUAUCUGUAUAUAUGUAGCUAGUAAUGUUAAAAUUUACUCAACUACUGCACUUGGUAGUCACAUUAAACUGAUAACACCUUCAAUUAGAACUCCAUAUUCUCAAGAAAAUUUUUUACCUCAAAGGACGGUGACCGAGUGGUGUUCGUGGGCAAGCACAAGCACGGUGAGGGAACAUUGAUGUGAAGCUCAGUGGUUGUCGGAUGUGACAAUUUGUUGUGGAUUAGCUAGACUUUGGCUGCCACCCCUAAAUUUGUGUAGAAGGUAAGGGAUGUGCUAUUCAAAGGCCAGCAGGUCUGUGCUUAGUAUAAUUCAACCCUAAAUUCCCACCUUUUUGUGUUCAUUGACUUGUGCUCUAAGAGUUACAACUUCUAGUCAUUUGAUAGCCUAGAGCAGCUGUGGUUAUGUGGGCUGUUGGUGUACGGCAUGUUGUGAGUACAGUGGGGUCAGUAUUGUCUAGGCAUUUAUGGUUUGUGAAUUUACCAAAUAUGUUUUUAACCUUGCAGUAUAUGUGUUGUCUAAUUGGAAUAAACAAAAGAAUCAGCUGUGCUGUAAAUGUAAUCUUAUGGCAUUGUUUAAGUUAUGUCACUGCUACUUCUUCAACUCAGUUCCUCUCCAUUUAUAUUAUUACAAUUUGUUUAUACAGAUAUAUAGUUUAUAAAGACAUAACCAUGGUGCUUUCCAGUAACAUUCCAGUCCACUUCAUGGAUGAUUACAUUCUCAACCAUUUCCCUGAAGGAUAAGCCACCUGCACAUUUAUAAGUCAGCUAAAUAAGCCAAUGGCAGCUUCAAGUGAUGGCUGAGGCAGAGCAGCUUGUUUGCUGCUGGUUUUGCUCUCCCUUCAGUGUUUUAUUUAUAGUAUUCUCAUCAUGGAAUCACAGGUUUUGUUUUGUUUUUAUAUACAAACAGUUGACAAUGCAUUUUAUCAGGGUUUGUGAGAAUUGCUUAAAGUCUUAUUAUAUUUUGUUGACCUACACUGUAAUUUGUUUUAAUGGGUUUUAAGUAGGUAAUUUUUAAGGAAAAACAUAAGUACUUUUAGUAAGGAGUGCGAGAGCCCUCCUCUGCAGUGGAUGUUGCCGACACGUGAGGGGAAGUUAUUUAUCUUGGUGAAGGAUGAACAAGUACAACACACACAACUCAGUGCAAUUACUAUUUACAUGUAAGGUAACCCAAGCUACUGUUGCUUGUUUAUUGUGAUUAUUCAAAACUGACUGUCUGUGGCCCUCUGUCCUGAGGGAUCACAAGGCCACCUGCAGCCUCUACACCCUGCAUUGGUGUCCUGGGACUCAACAUUGUUUGCUCAGUCAUAAGCAUUUUCAUUUUUGUUACUGCCAGUCACUUAGGUUGUCAUGCUAUUGUUGAUCCUGGCAUCGCCCGUCACUUGAGUGUUUACAAUUCGGUUUCACCACUCAUUUGAGUUGUUAUGCUUCUUUUAUUCCAAGUUUCAUUAGUUGUUGAGUUGCUAGCCCAUGUGUACCAAGUCAUUUCACUGUGUCAUGCCCCUUUCUUCAGUCACCAGUUGUUGCAUACUACUUAUUGGCAUCAUCAUUCAGCUGAGUUGUUAUACUUACUGGUCUGGUCACCAUUCCAUUCACCUCAGUUGUUAUGCUUAUACUGUUCCGGGCACUGCCAGUCCAGGCACCUGAGAUGCUAUGCCUCCUGGCUCUGGUACUGUCAGUCUCAAGUUGUUACGCUUUGCUGCCAUGCACUAGUUAGUUCAUUGCAUUGUUCAUUUUCUUUGCCCAUUACCAGUUCAUUUCCUUGGUUGUCAUACUUCUAAUCAUUUUGAUUAAUUUAACUUGAUUGUUAUUGUUCAUGAAUAUGUAUAUACAGCUGUUAUGCCCUUUGUCCCGCAGUCAGUUUUGAAAGCAUUCAUAAUGCUUGAAUGAUUCAGGUUUCAUGUGUCAAAGUUGAAUGUAAGAAAUAUUUUAUUUGUUAGAGAAUGCACUCACUCACUCUUAACUUCCUUCAUCAGUAAUGCAGUGCUGUGUCAUCAUAAAACAUGAAUAUGCACAUGAAAAAUUAGAUUUAAUGUCAUCCUCAUCUCUGGAUCAAUUUUAAGAAUAAAUUUCAUGUACACAUUACUUUUCAUAUGGCAAGGUACGAUUGGAUUAUCAUAUACUGUAUUUUAUGAGUAUAUAAUUUUGAUUACAUUGGUAUUCGAUUGCACAAUCAACCAUAAUCUACAUACUGAGUGUCAUUGAGUCUAGUGCUGUUUUCUUCCAGGAGUGAGUAUUUUGAGGGAACAUAACUUGAGUCCAGUAAUCAUGGAAUACUCAACUCUUCUGAUCUGACUUAAAUGUUUUUGUAUUGUCUACAAAAAAAUUAAACUGAGGGAGUGAG